AUGGAAUUGAAACUCAGAGCACCCUCCGACGCUCACUCAGCUGAACUCACAUCUCCCGUCAACAUGUCCUACAGCUGCUGCUCUGGAAACUUCUCCUCCCGCUCCCUUGGGGGUUACCUGCGCUGCCCAAGCUCCUCCUACCCCAGCAACCUGGUCUACUGCACGGACCUCUGCUCUCCCAGCGCCUGCCAGCUGGGAGCCCCCAUCUACGGCAGCUGUCAGGACACCUGCUGCGAGCCCACCAGCUGCCAGACGUCCUGCGUGGUGUCCAGCCCCUGCCACGGGUCCUGCUCCCGCCCGAGGACCUCCACGCUCUGCAGUCCCUGCCAGACGACUUACUCUGGCUCUCUGGGCUUUGGGUCCAGGAGCUGCUGGUCCCUGGGCUGUGGAUCCAGUGGCUUCAGACCCCUGGGUUAUGGAGUCUGGGGUUUUCCUUCCCUGGGCUAUGGAUCCAGUUUCUGCCGCCCUACCUAUUGGGCUUCUAGAAGCUGUCAGUCUGCCUGUUACAGGCCAACCUACAAAUCAGCCUUUUGUAGAUCGACUUGUUGA
Messenger RNA from Hyaena hyaena (striped hyena), 549 nucleotides. RefSeq names its product keratin-associated protein 13-2. The record is from RefSeq and is a predicted model, not a curated record. The transcript has a single exon. NCBI's taxonomy places the organism in Eukaryota, Metazoa, Chordata, Mammalia, Carnivora, Hyaenidae. The coding region runs from base 1 to 549 and encodes 182 amino acids.